Solanum tuberosum (potato) is the source of this 2104-nucleotide messenger RNA. Its product is annotated as general transcription factor 3C polypeptide 5-like. Gene Ontology annotation, molecular function: RNA polymerase III type 2 promoter sequence-specific DNA binding; RNA polymerase III type 1 promoter sequence-specific DNA binding. The record is from RefSeq and is a predicted model, not a curated record. Gene Ontology annotation, cellular component: transcription factor TFIIIC complex. Bases 137 to 1822 code for a protein of 561 amino acids. Gene Ontology annotation, biological process: transcription initiation at RNA polymerase III promoter. Lineage: Eukaryota; Viridiplantae; Streptophyta; Magnoliopsida; Solanales; Solanaceae. The transcript is spliced from 17 exons.
GGACCCGACCCGUUUUCUUCUGAUUUUCUGGGUUCUAACUUCUUCUUCUUCUUCUACUUCUACUUGUAGUAUCCAAAUUCAUGCGUUUUUCUCUUUGUUAGAAGGAUUCUCGUGGCAUUCCUCUGCUAUCAAAAGUAUGGGGAUUAUAAAAGACGGUUCAGUAUCAGGAAGAUUACCGACUAAUGAGGUCUUUGCUGUUCAUUACCCUGCUUACCCUUCUUCAGUGGAACGUGCUGUUGAGACUCUUGGUGGCAUUCAAGGUAUUGUCAAGGCUCGAACUUCAGAGUCAAAUAAGCUGGAGCUCCAUUUCCGGCCAGAAGAUCCAUAUUCACACCCUGCUUUCGGGGAGCUUAAGCAUAGCAAUAACUUCUUGUUGAAAAUAUCCAAGUGUAAAGUAAGGGAUGUCCAAUCUGCUGACAGUCCUGUUAAUUGUGAACAAGAAAAUUCUUUAGCUGCACCGAAGGAGCGUCUUGCAGCUAAUAUUGUUUCUCAUGUUUCUGAAGGUUAUCAUUUUAACGGAAUGGUAGACUAUCAGCAUGUUCUCGCCGUUCAUGCUGAUGAUGCAAGAAGGAAAAAGAGACAGUGGGCAGAGGUGGAACCUAAAUUUGAGAAGGGAGGUCUUAUGGAUGUUGAUCAGGAGGAUUUGAUGAUAUUACUACCCCCCCUGUUCGCCUCAAAAGAUAUGCCUGAUAAUAUUGUAUUAAAAUCUUGUACAACCUUGGGCUCGAAAAGAAAACAAGAGGGACGACACAAUUGGGAGAGGGAGAUGGAGCCAAGUCUUGCAAUUGAUUUUACUAUCAAAGAGAUUCCAAAGCCAGUGGAUUGGGAAAAGUACAUUCCUCAGAGCUCAGAUCGUUGGAGAUGGCAGAAGGCAGUAUCUGAAUUGUUUGAAGAAUGUAAAAUAUGGCCCAAAGAGUCAUUAGCUGAGCGCUUACAUGAUGGGGGUCUGAAAUUUCGAGAUAACAUGCUAAAAAGGCUUCUUUGUGGAGUAGCAUAUUACUUUUUGAAUGGGCCUUUCCGUAGAUUCUGGAUAAAAAAAGGUUAUGAUCCUCGGAAGGAUCCUGAAUCCCGCAUAUACCAGAAUAUUGAUUUCCGAGUGCACCAUGAAUUACGAAGCUACUGUGAGAGCCGUUUGUCGUCUGGAUUGCAACAUAGAUGGGAUGAUAUAUGUGCCUUCCGUGUUUUUCCGUGUAAAUGUCAGCUAGCAUUGCAGCUUUGUGAACUCAAGGAUGACUACAUUCAACAAGAAAUCAGAAAACCGUCAAAGGAAAAAACUUGCAAUAGUGUAACAGGAUGGUUCUCCUUUCAUACUGUUGAUUGCUUGAGACGUUGUAUUGAUGUGAGAUUUAUGUCAGUAUGCCCUCAUCCCCGUGCUGAGUCUUUACUAAAUUCUAUUUCCACCCGCUUCGAAAAGUCAAAGAGGACUCAUACUUAUUUGAAAGUUGCAAGACCGGAAGAGCAAGAAAAAGUCAAUAAAGAUGCGGAAAACAAUGAAGUCGAUGAACAAGCAGAAAACCAUGACGUUGAUGAACCUGAUGAUUUAGAAGAUUAUGAAGAUGAGUUUGAUGAUGAUAAUGUUGAAGAGGAGAUGGAUGCAUAUGUAUCUCUUGACCUCGCUGUCCAGGAAGGGGAUGUCUCUCUACAUGAUGAUCCACAUACAAACCACGAUAAUGUUUCAAGAGAUUACUUGCAAGAGCUCUUUGGCAAUUUUCCAUCGAGUACAGCUGGGACGGAUGAAGUGCAAGAUGAUCAGAGUCUUGGAGAAUAUCAGAUAUAUGACCAAUACAACGAUGACUCUUAUUCCGAAGAUGAAGACUACUAAGACAUCAUGGGUAAUUGCAGGCUAAUUAGUGAUGGAGUGAAGAACUGCUGCUGCAGAAAAGGGUGGGAAUGAAGUAUUUGCCUGAGCUCAAGUUUACAGGGAAAAAGCUUAGUGUUGCCUUUUUUUUUGGUUUAGUUUUAUUUUAAGUUUUAAUUUUUAUGUUAUGUUUCCGUCUUUUAGCUGGCUAAAUGCUGAAGACAUGAAGAAAUACAUAAAUUACCCCCUAAACUUGUUCUGGAAAAUCACUUUGCCCAUUUUAACUUUACGAGCAUCCUAUUACCC